Telopea speciosissima is the source of this 1251-nucleotide messenger RNA. Its product is annotated as G-type lectin S-receptor-like serine/threonine-protein kinase At1g11330. The coding region runs from base 46 to 1089 and encodes 347 amino acids. Gene Ontology annotation, molecular function: ATP binding; protein serine/threonine kinase activity. NCBI's taxonomy places the organism in Eukaryota, Viridiplantae, Streptophyta, Magnoliopsida, Proteales, Proteaceae. The record is from RefSeq and is a predicted model, not a curated record. The transcript has 5 exons. Gene Ontology annotation, biological process: protein phosphorylation.
AUCAGCAAUUAAAAUUGACUACACAAUAUUUUUGUAGAUGAGAAAAUGAAAGAGAAGACCAGUCUACAACAGAACCAAAUCAAUGUAUCAGAGUUGCCCUUGAUUGAUUUUGAUGCAAUAAAAAUUGCCACAGACAACUUCUCAGAUACUAACAAGAUUGGACAGGGUGGGUUUGGAACUGUUUAUAAGGGCACUUUACCAGAUGGAAAGGAAAUAGCAGUCAAAAGGCUUUCAAGGAGGUCAUGGCAAGGUUUAAAGGAGUUCAAGAAUGAAGUUAUACUAAUUGCAAAGCUUCAACACCGGAACCUUGUGAGACUCCUUGGUUGUGGUUUAGAAGGAGAGGAAAAACUGCUCAUCUAUGAGUUCAUGCCUAACAUCAGCCUUGAUUUUUUUAUCUUUGAUCCCAUAAGGCGCUCACAACUUGAUUGGAGAACAAGAUAUAACAUCGUCGAUGGAAUUGCCCGUGGACUUGGGUAUCUCCAUGAGGACUCACGGCUCAAGAUCAUUCAUAGAGAUCUCAAACCUAGCAAUGUGUUGUUGGAUAAAGAGAUGACUGCAAAGAUUUCAGAUUUUGGCAUGGCAAGGAUCUUUUGCGAAGAUCAAAACACUGCUAACACUAAACGAGUUGUGGGAACCUAUGGAUAUAUGUCUCCAGAAUAUGCAAUGGAGGGGAUAUUUUCUGUGAAGUCUGAUGUUUUCAGCUUUGGUGUUAUCUUGCUUGAGAUCAUAAGUGGGAAGAGAAACAGCAGCUACCUUAAGGAGCAUGGUCAAACCCUCUUGGCAUAUGUAUGGAGACUAUGGGAUGAAGGCAAAACCUCGGAUUUUGUAGACCCGUUGUUGAUCAGCUCUUGCCCAAGACCAGAAGUAUUAAAAUGCAUCCAGAUUGGGCUUUUGUGUGUUCAACGAGACGCCACAGAUAGACCCACCAUGUCAAAUGUCAUUGUUAUGCUAGAAAGCGAUUCUGGAGAUCUUCCUCAGCCUAAAGAACCUGCAUUUUCUCUAGGAAGAGGAGCCCACCAAACUGAUCAAUCUUCCACUGUCAUUUGUUCUGUAAAUGCACUUAAUAUUUCUACUCUCACAGUUCGGUGAGAGCAAGGGUGGAGAGUCUGGUUCUACUUCCCUAUGGGGUGGAGGUUUCCAAUGUUUGAUGCCAAGAAUCCUAUUGUGAAUUUUAGAGUUAAAAUGAAUAAUUCUGAAGGCAUUUAGACGUAAUAGAGUACAGAAAGGCCUAUGAUUGAAGUGCCAGCAGAU